AUGGAAACUCCCGUCAAGAAGGUACCUAUUCAUUUGCAGAGCGCCCAAAACCGUAUCUACAUCAAAAAUGGCACAGUUGUCAAUGACGAUGGCAUGUUCAAAGCUGAUGUUUACGUUGAAGAUGGCAUAAUUAAAUUUGUUGGCCCCGCAUCUGAAAUCAAUGUUCCCGGUGGUGUCCGUGUUAUUGAUGCCACUGACCGUUUGGUUAUGCCCGGUGGUAUUGAUCCUCAUGUUCACUGUGAAUUCAGAUUUGGCGGUGCUAUCGCUGUAGAUGAUUUCUAUCAUGGAACUAAAUGCGCCAUUGCCGGUGGCACCACAACCAUUAUUGAUUUCGCCGUACCCGACAAAGGUGAGUCUUUGUUGGAUGCCUACAACAGAUAUCGCUCCUGGGCCGAUCCCAAAGUAUGCUGUGAUUAUGCCUUGCAUGUAGCCGUUACAUGGUGGUCCAAAUCCGUAUCGGAUGAAAUGAAAAUCUUGUGUGAGGAGAAGGGUAUUAACUCGUUCAAAAUGUUCAUGGCCUAUAAGGGCUUGUAUCAAGUCAACGAUUCCGAAAUGUUGGACAGUUUUGAACGCAUUCGUGAAUUGGGUGGUAUUGCUUUGGUCCAUGCCGAAAAUGGUGACAUUAUUGCCAAGAAUGUUGGCAAACUUUUGGAUGCUGGCAUUACUGGUCCCGAGGGCCAUGAAUUGUCUCGCAUGGAGGAAGUUGAAGCUGAAGCCGUCAACCGCGCCUGUAUCUUGGCCCAUCAAGUUGAUUGCCCCCUUUAUGUUGUUCACAUUAUGAGCAAAUCGGCUGGUAUUGAACUCGCCAGAGCUCGCAAGCGUUACAACAACCGUGGUAUCUACGGUGAAACUUUGGCCGCUGCUCUGGGUACUGAUGGCACACAAUGUUUCAAGAACUGCUUCCACCAUGGUGCUGCUCAUGUUCUUAGCCCUCCCCUCAGAUCAGAUCCCACAACUCCCGAAUUCAUGAUGAGAUUAUUGGCCAACGAUUAUCUCCAGACCACCGGCAGUGACAACUGCACCUUCAACAAGGAACACAAGGAAAUGGGCAAGGAUAACUUUGCCAAAAUCCCCAAUGGCGUCAAUGGUCUCGAGGACCGUAUGUCUGUCGUCUGGGAGAAGGGUGUCCACAACGGUAUUAUGGAUCCAUGCCGUUAUGUUGCCAUCACCAGUACCAACACAGCUAAAAUCUUCAACUUGUACCCACAAAAGGGCCGCAUUGCUGUCGGUUCCGAUGCCGAUAUCCUCGUCUGGAAUCCCAAUGCCACCCGCAAAAUCUCCAAGGACACCCAUCACCACAGAUGUGACUUCAACAUCUUCGAGGGUUUGGUUUGCCACGGUGUUCCCGAAUAUGUUUUGGUACGUGGCCGUAUCUGUGUUGAGCAUGGCGAAGUUCGUGUUGCUCAAGGCCAUGGUCGUUUCUUGAGCACCCCCGUGCGUCCACCAUUUGUCUAUGAUGUUAUGGACGGUAAAGUGCCACCACAGGAUGUGAAAAUCAGUUUGGAUCAAUUGUACAGCGAGGUGACCCCUCAAGCACCAGUUUCGCAUUCAUUGAUCAAAGCAAAGCCCUGCGAAAAGAUUGUUUCUCCGAAAACCGCUUAUGAACCUGGUUUCCCCAUUGUACCAAAAUGCCCCACCGAUGCCAAAAAUGUUCAACAAUGCAUUUCAGAUUUUAUAGAAGAGGCUCCGCAACAACAAAAUGGUCACCGUACAUCGGUAAAAGUACAUAAUCCACCUGGUGGCAAAUCCACAGGAUUCUGGUGA
Molecule: messenger RNA, 1764 nt
Organism: Musca vetustissima
Lineage: Eukaryota; Metazoa; Arthropoda; Insecta; Diptera; Muscidae
Product: dihydropyrimidinase-like
Exons: 8
Coding region: 1-1764 (587 amino acids)
Biological process (GO): pyrimidine nucleobase catabolic process
Cellular component (GO): cytosol; cytoplasm
Molecular function (GO): dihydropyrimidinase activity
Source: RefSeq, a predicted model, not a curated record